Aspergillus lentulus is the source of this 1218-nucleotide messenger RNA. The record is from RefSeq and is a predicted model, not a curated record. NCBI's taxonomy places the organism in Eukaryota, Fungi, Ascomycota, Eurotiomycetes, Eurotiales, Aspergillaceae.
AUGUACCGCCACAAUGCAUUCGGCCUCAUGGCCAGCCUUCUAUUGCUCAACUCAGUCGCUGGCAAGCCGGCUCUAGGCCAAACCCCGCAAAUGGGCUGGAAUUCAUGGAACACGUUCAAGUCCAAUAUCAACGCUUCCGUGAUCGAGACCACCGUCCAGCUGUUUGAGGACCUCGGCCUCAAAGACGCGGGUUACGAGUAUAUCCUCCUCGACGAGGGAUGGUCGGAUUACUCGCGCACCGCGGACGGAUACCUCCAGCCCAACUUGACCUCAUUCCCUAAUGGCCUCAAGCCGCUCAUAGACGAUAUCCACGCCAAGGGUCUGAAGAUCGGUUUGUACGGCGAUAGCGGGAUCCUAACCUGUGGCUUUCGGCCAGGAAGCUGGGGCUAUGAGGAGCGGGAUGCACAGACGCUCGCGAGCUGGGGCGUGGAUUACUGGAAGUAUGACAACUGCGGCGGUUUUCAGGCCAUGACGGAGCCGCCGCAAGUCCGAUUUGGAGUCAUGCAAAAGGCGCUGGAGCUGUCUGGUCGGGAGAUCUUCUACUCAGUUUGUGAGUGGGGAUAUCAGUUUCCGUGGCAUUGGGGAGGGAAGAUCGGCCACUCCUAUCGCAUGUCGGGCGACAUCACCGCCAAAUUCACAAACGAGACGGGCUGCGCUUGUAAGACAGCAUACUGCCUCAACACCGGGUAUGCGGGCUGCUCGGUGCUCAGCAUCAUCCGCAAGAUGCGCGAGAUCAGUCAGUACCAGACGCCGGGACACUGGCUGGACAUGGACAUGCUGGAGAUCGGCAACGGCGAUAUGACGCUGUACCAGCAGCAGACCCAUUUUGCGUUUUGGGCGGCGCUCAAGUCUCCGCUGAUUAUCGGGGCGGAUUUGUCCAAGCUUUCGAACGAGAGCGUGGCUGUUCUGAGAAACAAGGAUAUUAUCGCACUUAACCAGGACUCGCUGGGCCAGGCGGUGCGUUACAUCGAGUCUGCCAGUAAUGAGGGAUCAUGGCAGGUAUGGGCGGGCCAGGUGCAAGGUGGAUAUGUCGUUCUUCUGUUGAAUGAGAAGAGCUAUCCUCAGGAUCUGUCGGUCUCAUUCGUUGACCUGGGACUGGGAAUUAAUGGGCCGGUCAAGACCACCGAACUGUGGUCUCACAAGACUUUGGGAAAGGUCGAUGGUUACAAGGGCGUGCUGCAGCCUUAUCAGACGCUGGUGUUUAGACUACGAUUUUAG